AUGGGCAGUGUUGGAGGAGCUGAAGGGAAAGACAUGUGGAGUGAUAUUGGCCAUGGCGGAGAAGAGAAGAAAGAUUUGAGUGAUGGGUGGGGACGAAAUAAAGAUCCAGGGGCUCUUGGAAAAGGAAGGAAAAGAGCCAAAAUGUCAGAGCUUUAUGGAGAUGAUGACAGGUGGGCGACAUUUAAUUCUGGAACGUCUCUGUGGGUUGCAUACAAAGUUGUCCGCUGGGAGACAAAAGAGACAGGGAGCUAUAUACUUAAUACGGAUGGAUGUACUAAGGGUAAUCCAGGAGUAGGUGGAGGUGGUGGCGUUCUUCGGGGUUCAACUGACUUACCAAUGAUUGCCUUCUCGGCCUAUCUGGGAGAAACUACUUGUCUCCGAGCAGAGGCUCGUGCCCUUCUUAUGGGUCUUCAAACCUGUAUACAUAAGGGUUUCGGGAACAUAUGUGUACAAUCGGAUUCAUUGGUUUUAGUUGGGAUCAUUCAGUGUCGUACUCAGUGUCCGUGGCAAAUUCGAAGAGAGGUCAACCAGAUUUGGCAGUUAGUAGAAGAUCCAGCUUGUUGA
Molecule: messenger RNA, 564 nt
Organism: Coffea arabica (coffee)
Lineage: Eukaryota; Viridiplantae; Streptophyta; Magnoliopsida; Gentianales; Rubiaceae
Source: RefSeq, a predicted model, not a curated record